Molecule: messenger RNA, 1014 nt
Organism: Drosophila guanche
Lineage: Eukaryota; Metazoa; Arthropoda; Insecta; Diptera; Drosophilidae
Exons: 2
Coding region: 482-592 (36 amino acids)
Source: RefSeq, a predicted model, not a curated record
CCGUGCCAUAAACACUGUUCAGCUACAGUUAUAGUUACAGGAGACCAGCAGCAGCCAUCCAGCCAGCCAGCCAGCCAGCCAGCAGCUCGACGACGACAUUAAUCGCAUCGUGUGACAGACUCCAGAGUCCAAGAAUCGCGCGCGCUCUUCUCCGCUCGUUUCUUCUUCUGCCACACACUGAUUACAGUUAUCCGUUUCGCGCUUUAUCGCUUGCCCACUUUGGUGCUUUUUGUUUGCAUAUUUAUGUUGAUUUAAACCCCAUCCGUUACGGUGUGCAGGAUCCAGCGGGGAUCAUCGACGUGUGCUGCGGCUGCCUAAAACUCAAAAGACAAAAGUGAACUUCAAAUCAAUUUUUGGAAAGCUUUUAACUCGCAAACCGCAGUGACUGCAUACCGAAUCAGUGCAGCCAUCAUCAAGUGAGUGAGUUAGCUCUUCUCUAUUCCAUUUCGAGGUUGAACAGGGUGUACUAAAGAGCACUCGAAUGAGUAACAGCGCAAUGGUGGCGGUGGCCAUCUGCUGCAUUCUCGUACUGCUGGCGGUGUUCAUUGUGAUCAUCAUUGUGGUUGGGCAGACCAUCGAGGAGCCCAAAUGAGACAUGCUCCAGCUGGGACCUGGCAACUUCCCAGAUGGAUAACAGAGGCCCCCCAAUUGUUAGUCAAUCAGCAUCGCCAUUUAGCAUCGUCAUCAGUAUCAUCAUCCGGAUAAAACAGAGCAACAGGAAAUGGCAACAGAAGGAGAUCAAGAGGAGGUGCAAGAGAAGGAGAAGGAAAUGCGUCCCAUCGUCAGUAUCCAUUGGCUGUGAUGUGAAAUUUUUAGAAUAUGUGAAGCAAAAAUCAAUCGAGAAAUCAACCAAAAUACCAAAAAAAGAUCACGCAUCGUUAAAUACUCUAUCCCCGACUCAUGUUAUAGUAAAAUGUUUCUGUGUGUAAAAUAAAUGUAUAUACGAGCAAGAGCUAUAACUAUACACAUAAACACACAAAAUAUAUAAAGAUAACUAAACGAUAGAAAUAUAUA